UUUCUGUGUUUGUUGAACGAGACGAGGAAAAACUGCGAUAAGAUUGUGACGUAACGAAAGCUUGUGACGUAAGUGAAAAUGCGGAUAGAAAAAGAAUCGGUAGAGAAAUUUUAACCGGGAUCAAGUCUUACUACAGACGUACCGUAACCAAUGACCCAUACAUACAGUGUGGGCAACGAAUGCUCGUUAGAUACGUUGGCGGGUUAAAAAAUUUUUGAAAUUUUUUUCAACUUUAUACUUUUCUUUUGGAAUUUGACAUGUCUAAUAAAAGUGGUGCGCAUCGUGAGAAAAGGGUAAAUUUUUUAAUCAAUUUAAUUUAUAAGGGCUGACCGUGACGUCACGCGGCGGGUUGUUAUCCGCGAGGCGACAGAACGUCGCCGCGAUAUUGGCGAACGUACCGACGCAUGCGUACUCGCCAACUUUUGUUCGUCCAAAUUUUUUGGAAUCUUGACAACAAACCGUCCGCUACGGUUCCGCUCACGUAAACCAGUCAGAGAAUCCCGAAACGCCAAUAAUCACUGCGGUACACCACUUGCAUGCAGUACAAACAGUAUAUACUAUUUUGUGUAACGCGACAUCUGCGAAUUGCAGCCAACCACGUAGCGCCAAUCCUCGUGCCAAUUUGACAGUGUGAUUAUCAGUGGACACGAGCGAAAUUCUGGAAAUCAGUGAUCCUAUAAGAACAAUGGAACAAGGAAAGGAUACAAAACCAGACGGAAAAGACGCCCCCGCAGAUUCAGCAGUUUCUGAGAGCAUAGGGGUCGAACGCCUUGAUAUCUUACUGGACGAUCCGCAAGCUGUUUACUAUGGCGGACAACCAGUCACCGGAAAAGUCUACCUGACACUGAAGUCUCCGAUCGGCGCCAUAGGUCUCAGACUGAAGUACAAGGGCGAGUCUCAGGUGUACUUUACGGAUCGGUCGGCUGGUAUCCGCCGGAAGUUCAGGGCGGAGGAAAAUUAUUUUCACGAAGAAACGUAUCUCGUAGGGGACGGAUCCAACAAAACUAACAUUGCUUCCGGGACGUACAGCUUUCAAUUUAUACUACCUGAAGACAUACCAUGCAGCUUCGAGGGUCGGUAUGGUAGAGUUCGUUAUUCCAUCCGUGCCAUGUUGGAUGUAACGACCAUUCUCAGGUUGUCAACGAAUAUCCUACCGUUCACAGUCGCAUCCAUAUUGAAUCUGAAUCGCGACCCAGUGGCUCCGCUGCCACUUCGAGAAACCUGUUCAAAGACAUUUAUGGGUCAGACGGAACCUUUGAACAUGUCUGUAUCUCUUCCCGUGCGUGGUUACGUACCUGGUCAGGUCAUCCCGGUGGACGUAGCAGUAAAAAACACGUCCCAGGUGGGAGUCAAGAAGAUGCGGACAGUUUUGAAAAAGGUCGUCAGUUAUCACGCGACUGAGAAGACUCGCAAGCAUAAGGAGAUCAUCGUUGAGAUAAUACAGCCGAUUGAUCCUGGAAUUGAGACUUAUGCAAUUCCAAUAGACGUUCCUGCCAUAUCACCUACGGGGAUGAUUCACUGCAGUAUCAUUGAUGUCCGUUACACGCUCAAAGUAGAGGCCUGUGUCGAUAUCAGUGAAUGGUACUAUAGGCUGUUGCAAAAGAAUCUGAAAUUUCGAACUGACAUAGUAAUCGGUACUGUACCAUUGGAUCAUUAUCAGAAUCCAAUAGAGUCCGAGGAACCAAUGGCAGCUGGUAGUGAGAAUUUUGAAAAUUCAACGAUCGACUCUAAUCAAGCUGAAACUGUGAAAUUUGAUGGUCGUUUGACUUACGAGAGGAGUCGUGUAUAUCGAUCCUCGAAGCCUGAUGCGGAUGAUCCGACCGGGGACGAGGGAGACAGCGACGGAGAAGUAAAACCGUAUUUACCGAUGUACCGGGUGUACAAAUUCGAAGCUGAUGAAAGGAAGAAUCGAUUAGCGAAUUAAUCGAACGCGACUGAUUAAAUUGAUCGAAUAUUAAGAAAGGCUAAAAUCUAUCGUACGCAAUGUAUCCAUACGUCGCUAAAUAUCUUAACCAUUUUGCUUGGAAAGUACAAAUCGCGCAAAUAAAAAAUUUCGCUCGUUCGAUAAAAUAUUAAAAAGCUCGACGUACAGUGUAAAAAAAGAAAGUCGAAUUACAAUGCUUGGAUUAUCACUGGCUAAAAUUAACUUUGUUUACGUGUACAUA
This is a messenger RNA of Cephus cinctus (wheat stem sawfly), 2165 nucleotides long. RefSeq names its product arrestin domain-containing protein 2. The record is from RefSeq and is a predicted model, not a curated record. Bases 686 to 1924 code for a protein of 412 amino acids. The transcript is spliced from 7 exons. Gene Ontology annotation, biological process: protein transport. Gene Ontology annotation, cellular component: cytoplasm. NCBI's taxonomy places the organism in Eukaryota, Metazoa, Arthropoda, Insecta, Hymenoptera, Cephidae.